Molecule: messenger RNA, 1570 nt
Organism: Saccostrea echinata
Lineage: Eukaryota; Metazoa; Mollusca; Bivalvia; Ostreida; Ostreidae
Product: motile sperm domain-containing protein 1-like
Exons: 7
Coding region: 215-859 (214 amino acids)
Cellular component (GO): cytoplasm
Source: RefSeq, a predicted model, not a curated record
CCUGCAACGCAGAUUAAUUCCUGCACAACCUUUGGUGACGUUUUUCUCAAAACAGAGAAUAGAAGACGACAACACAGCUGAUGAGAUCUGUGCCAAAAUUAGAACAGAUUAUUAUUUCUUUGUUCUGGGAGUUUUAAAUUUGUGGCUCUACAGAAAGAGGUGGUAUGAGGGAGUGGUUGUUGUGUACGGGUUGGUGUGAGCAGCUAGUAAUCCAAUGCUAAGACAGCCUCCCCAGCCGUCUGAUGGCAAAUUGCCAGUGUUUGUGUUUCCUUCAUCAUUGAACUUUUACUCCGAUGAUCAGUCUUCUCACAAGCAGGUGUUAACCUUGUAUAACCCUUACGAGUUUCCACUCAAAUUCAAAGUUUUAUGCACAUCUCCAAGAAAGUAUACAGUGGUCGAUUCCGAGGGUACCAUUAGACCACAUUGCUGUGUGGACAUUGUUGUUCGCCAUUUAGACAUCUGUAUCAACAAUGAAGGAGUGAAAGACAAACUACGCAUUCAAGUCCUCGAACAUGGCACCAAGAAAGUUAUUGGGAAAAAGGACAUUGUGGCAGUGCUGCUACCAAAGAAAGAAUCUUCCCAACAACCUGAGGAUAAUUUCCAUUCACUGACUGCAUCUGCUUCACAAGAACCCCAAGGGACACCCAGUAGAGCCAUAAGACAGGAGGGGAGAGGGGGAGGGGGAGGCCCCAGUUUUAUUGUGAUCUGUACUGCUGUUUCCUGUAUUCUGGCUCUCAUGCUGCCAUUAAGUGGUGACACAGACAGCAGGCUACCAGAUUAUCUUCAUCUGACAGUGAACCAGAAAAUGAUUGCAGCAUAUAUUCUAGGUCUUGUCACCAUGGUCAUUUUACACGUAUGACCCACCUAACACCCUAUGAACCUGUAAAGUUCUAAUAAGAUCUACCAGACCAUUGAUCAAGAAACAGAAUUAAAGCUUAUUCCUUAGCAGUGUCCUGUAUGUGUAACAGAAUCUGUUUGCCAGCACAACUUAAUGCUUUGUUUUGCCUUAUUUCACAUAUCAUAAUUUAUGAUCCCAUAGUAUUACGUACACAGAAAGACAACUUAUUUUGGAGGGGAGAAAUAAUCAAUUUAUAAUCAUCAUUAUAGAUAUAUGUAUGUGUAAAAAUAUUCACUGUGCUUGAGUAUGUUUUAUAGUUGUGUUGAACAUUAAUUACCUCAUAUCCAGUUCAUGAACAGACAACUGUCAGGUCACUUGUGUUUUAAAUAAUUUAUUUGUAGAUAACUUUUUUUUUAUUUGUAUGUAUUGUAAAGCAGUGUGAAAAGUAUGCAUUUGAAUUUUUAAAAUUAUUCCUUUCGUACCUAUAAACAGUAGCUUCAGAAAUUAACCUAUUCCAAGUUGUACUGUAAAUUGUGUAGAUAAAAAUUGCCUAGUUUGGAAGAAUGAGUCGUAUUUCUAUGAUAGAUGUUUGUAUUUUAGGCAUUUCAUAUUGUAUAUUUUUUGUGCAUAAAAGUUUUUUUUGUAUUUGAUCACUUACCGGUAAACAUAUUGUACAUAUAUUGAGUAGCAUUUAAAUAUGAUGCGUGCAAUAAAAGACAAUGUGAAACUAAA